AUGCGGCCAUGCAUCAUCCUCGCGGCGGUCGGCGCCAUCGCUGCGGCCCAAGAAAAGGAAGCCAGGCCCUGGCUCGCCGGCUUCGGGCGGACCUUCCCCUGCGACGUGCUGUUCGUCAAGGGCAAGAAGGUCGCGGGCACGACGCUGGGCGGCGUCGUGCGGAGGAUCGGCAAAAGACACGGCGUCGACUUCUUCGCGCCGACGAUGCCGUCGCAAGUGCCGCGCGACUGGCGGAGUGGCGGUAGGGAAAGAUGGGUCCUCGAGGAAUUCGGGAGGUUCUUGACGCGCUCCAAGGGUCUGGUCGGGUGGGGCCAGGAGCAGACGCUGUCGCCCCGCAAAAAGGGGCUGGCGGAGUCGUCAGGGCCCCUGCAAGCAUUGGCAGCAAAGGCAUUACGGCUGACGGCCGUGCGCGACCCCGUCAAGCACGCCAUCUCGGCCUGCACGCACUUCGGGCCCUGCGGCAAGCGGAGUAGCGGUGGGUCCGCCUACAACGCGACGUCCGAAGCUCGGCUCAGUUGGGUUUCAAAUGAUAUGGGCACGGGCCAGAUGAGCCGCUUCGUGGCGCACGAGCCCGAUUCUUCACAAUCGCCGGCGGACUUCUACCAUGCCAUCUUCGUCACGGACCGCCUGGACGAGUCGCUCGUGGCUCUGGCGCUUUCAUUGAAACUGGACCUCGAGGACGUGCUCUACGUCUCCGCGAAGACGUCGCACACGCAGCGCCGGCCGAAGACGGAGGCUCUUGAUCGGGAUUUUAAGCAGGGCCUCCGGCGCGCGUUCUACGGCGAUCAAUACACGAAUUCGGAACCGCCGCUGCCGCUGCCGCGCUCGAAGCGGCCCGCGGACUUUAGCCCCGACGCGGCGCUCUACCACGACGCCGUCGCGCGCCUCGACGCGACCAUCGCCUCGUUACCGACCUUCGAGGUCCAUUUGCGGCGCUUCCGGAAGAUGCAGGGUCGCUUGGUCGAGGCCUGCGCGCGCGGCGGGGCGCGGCGGGCGCGGCUCGGCCGCGACGCGGGCGCCUGCUUGUACGGCGACCAGGGCUGCGGCUACCGGUGCAUCGACGAGUGGGCCGCCGAACGAGCCAAGCGCCUCGCGGAGCGGCGGGACCGCGGGAACAGCCCCUUCGUCGACCGCGCGCGGGAAAUGGCGCGGGAGGCGGCCGCGCCGGCGCCGGACAGCCCCUUCGUCGACCGCGCGCGGGAAAUGGCGCGAGAGGCGGCCGCGCCGGCGCCGGACAGCCCGUUCAUCGACCGGGCGCGCGAGAUGGCGCGCGGCGAGAAACGCGUCGGCACCGUCGUCACAUCGCUCCUCGAGCGCUUCCGCCGCGGCGGCGCAACCGCGGCCUCGCCUGUUGCCACGAGCGAGUCCGCCUCCCCUCGCGUGGAGGCAUCCCGGCCUGUUGCCGCCCCGGCGGCGCCGGCGGCGGGCGCCGGGAGCGUCCAGCAGAGCCUGCUCGACAAGUUCCGGCGGUCGGCGUCGUAG
Molecule: messenger RNA, 1482 nt
Organism: Pelagomonas calceolata
Lineage: Eukaryota; Pelagophyceae; Pelagomonadales; Pelagomonadaceae
Source: the annotation of a GenBank genome assembly